Brassicogethes aeneus is the source of this 1923-nucleotide messenger RNA. The record is from the annotation of a GenBank genome assembly. NCBI's taxonomy places the organism in Eukaryota, Metazoa, Arthropoda, Insecta, Coleoptera, Nitidulidae.
UUUGUUAGCAGCGCGUUGCCUAGCAUUUGUUUCCAGGAAGCCUGGCACACUUCGCGGAAAGUCUUUCGUGCGUUCAAAAGAUUUUGCGAUUUGUCUCCCUGUUUGUUUUUGGUUUUCCGACGGUUUGCGAGUUUUUAGGGGUUUGAGAAUGACUUUUGUUUAGUGCGUUCUGCGUAAUAUUUUUUUGUGCGUUUUUGUUAUUUUUUUUGAUUUUUUUCUACGGUACUUGUGGGGGUUUCCCCGUAUUCAGCAUCACGAUUUUCGGGGACAGUCAUAAGAUAUCUGGCGGGGGUGGCAGAGGGAUGUUCUGCUACCAUUGUCCGCCAGCUUUGCAUCCAGGGGCCCCGCAACCACGGUUGCCAACGUUAGAGUACCCAUUCACCGCUUCCCAUCCUUACACCAGUUACUCCUAUCAUCCUGCGAUACACGACGACACGUUCGUUAGAAGAAAACAAAGGAGAAACAGGACCACUUUCACGCUACAACAGCUCGAAGAAUUGGAAAAUGCGUUCGCGCAGACGCAUUAUCCGGAUGUGUUUACAAGGGAAGAUUUGGCGAUGAAAAUUAAUCUUACUGAAGCCAGGGUGCAGGUGUGGUUCCAGAACAGGAGGGCUAAAUGGAGGAAGGCUGAGCGGCUCAAGGAGGAGCAAAGAAAACGAGAUGGCCAUGAUGUAGUUAAAAGAGAUGGGGACCCAAAAGAAGAAAAGAUGGAAGAUGGCACGGUAACCAGCUCGCCGGACGUCGUUCACGAUGACGAGAUUCGCGAGCGGGAAUGUUCGUCCCGAAGCAGCGCCGGAAGAGAGUCACCGGAACCGACAAGAAGCGCCCCGGAAGCGGACCCUUCCAGUCCGUCGUCGCCCCACAGCCCGGCGCCCUCGGCGUCCUACGAGCCCCCCAGGCAAGCGACUCCGCCCGCUUUUAAGCACAUGUUCCCCUUUGGAGAUAGCUCCACCGGGUUCAGGCCGGUCAUAGAUGGAAAUCCCGGGGCAAGAAACACCCCGCCGCUGUUCUUCCCGCCCCAUCUGGCGUCGCAUAUAUCUUCGCAAUUCUCGCCGCCACUGUUUCCAGCUUUGAAAGACUUCUCAAUUUUUGCAGGAUUCCCCGGCUUGUGCUCCUGCUGCCCGAUCAAACCACUUACCGGCAUGGGCUCGUCGCUGCUGACAUCUAGCGAGCACGCGGCGCACCACCAGCAGGACGGCGAUCAUCGUUCGUCCAGCGUGGCCGAGCUUCGCAGGAAAGCGCAGGAGCAUUCGGCGGCGCUGCUGCAGUCGCUGCAGCACGUGGCCAAUUUUCAGCAGGCCGCAGGACUGGCGGGCGGUUUGAAUUUCCCGCUGCUGCCGCCUUUGGCUUUGCAGGCGUUCCAGAGGAAGCAGGAAAGUACAGAGAGCGAGAACAAGGAGAGUGCCGCGUAGAAGGGAUGUUUAUUUGCAGGAUUUUUUUUGUUAAGUUGAUGAUGAAGUUUUAUAAGCUUUGCAAGUUUUUUACUGUUUAUAAGCUAUUUUCCGCAGGAUUUUUAGUUUUAUAGACGCCAAAAAAUUAUAAUAUAUUUAGUGCAAUUACUGUAAAUAAUAAUAAAAAUAAACACCAAAGCUGCUGUAUAUAAUAUUGUAUAAGUUUUAAUUGUAUAUAACACAAUUUUAUUCACGUCUGUACUUAUUCUGUAUUUCUUUUUUCAUAUGCAUAAAUAUAUCCUAGUCUUUAUAAUUUAACUCCUCGUAGUAAGUGUAUGAUGAACAAAACCAAGAAAAAAUUAUUAUAUAAAAUAAACCAAACAAAUAAAAAAAUACAUGAUAGAAAUAAUUUUAAAAAUAGGUAAAUAGUAUGUAUAUAAAUUAGUAAAAAAAAACGUAGACAUUGUGAUGUUAUAUUCGUACUAUGUAAAAUAAUGUAAAAAUAGUGUGUUCAAUAAAAAAUUAAAAAAUA